Hyalella azteca is the source of this 714-nucleotide messenger RNA. RefSeq names its product E3 ubiquitin-protein ligase TRIM38-like. Bases 1 to 714 code for a protein of 237 amino acids. Gene Ontology annotation, molecular function: zinc ion binding. NCBI's taxonomy places the organism in Eukaryota, Metazoa, Arthropoda, Malacostraca, Amphipoda, Hyalellidae. The transcript has a single exon. The record is from RefSeq and is a predicted model, not a curated record.
AUGGAGUGUGAAGUUUGUUUCGAAGAAUACGACUCGGGCAACCACAAGCCGCUCUGCCUGGCAUGCGGCCACAUGUUUUGCUUCUUAUGCAUCUCGAGCUUACCAAAUGAUUUCGGGUCCACCACAAAGUGCCCUAAAUGCAAGAAAGUAACAUUCCAACCUGUAGAUGAUAUGUCAGUUGUUUAUGCGUUGAUUCCCUCUGAGAACAAACCUCAACGGGCUUCGAGAUCCCAGGCAGGGAGGUCGUGCCCUCAGCAUCAGAAAACGCUGGAUUACCUGUGUGUUGACUGCAUGGAACUCGUGUGCUUCAGGUGCUUCAAGACGACACACGCCAAACACGCAGUAGAGUUGGUGGAAGACUUGCUUCAGGGAGUUGAAGCUGUUGACGCUAGAGCCGUAGUACGGACUAAGAUUAGCGGCAAACUUGAACCAGUUAAUGACAUGUUGAGUUGGAUUGAUGAACUCAUGAACCUGAAUACUGAUUUGAAAAAGUGGAAAGAUUCGCUGCAGGACCAGAAAAAGACUAUUGAACAAGACCUCCAGGCCUGGGACGGUUCAGUCACAGAAAAGGAUGAGAACAAGAGACGCAAGUACGAGGAAAUUCUCAGUCGUCUUAAAUCGAAACCUGUGGGAAUUUCAGAGCUACCAGAAUUCAAAGCGAAGUUGGAUGCAGCAAGCCGCAAAUGCGAAGUAAAGUGCAAUAACUUGGCGUGA